Molecule: messenger RNA, 4240 nt
Organism: Conger conger (European conger)
Lineage: Eukaryota; Metazoa; Chordata; Actinopteri; Anguilliformes; Congridae
Gene: osbpl7
Product: oxysterol binding protein-like 7
Exons: 22
Coding region: 273-2996 (907 amino acids)
Cellular component (GO): cytosol; intracellular membrane-bounded organelle; perinuclear endoplasmic reticulum
Molecular function (GO): cholesterol binding
Source: RefSeq, a predicted model, not a curated record
UGCACACCCACCGGUUUAGUGGACUAUUGGGAUGCAGAAAAUGUGAUGCCUUUGUGACGUCCUUAUGAAAUGUGACUAAGGAGGGAAAGAUUAGCCUACCUGUUUUCGUGAGAUUUUAACUGAAUUCGCCACAUGCCCGGGAGGCGAGGAGUCGAACGGCUAGACAGGAGAAGAGACAGAGCUGAACCAUCCACAAUGAGAGGGAUUCUUUAGUGGAGGAACUUCAAACUGCUGUGACUAAAGACUGGAUUUCAAGGGGCCCAGGUUCAGCCAUGAGUGGCCUUGAGAAGCCUCCCUCGGGGUUUAGCAAGCCCACCCACUCAGGGAGCAGCAGCACUAUCUCCUCCCGACACUCCCGUCAAAACUCCAAAGACUGGGAAGUGAUGGAUGACACUCAGAUGGAGAUGUUCUCUGGUGGGGAGACUCCCACAGAUAUGACCACACCAGGCAUCUGUGAGGGCUACUUGAUGAAGAGGAGGAAGAGGCCCCUCAACGGCUGGCACAAGAGGUACUUUGUCCUGGAAAAGGGAAUCCUCAAGUACUCAAAAACCCCUCUAGAUAUUGCAAAGGGUAAACUGCAUGGUUCAUUCGACGUCAGCCUGGCAGUCAUGUCGAUCAAUCAGAAAUCAAAACACUUUGACCUUGAUACAGGGGACAAUCUGUAUCACUUGAAGGCAAAGAGCCAUGAUCUAUUCUACAUCUGGGUGACGAAACUGAGUGCCCAUCGCACCUUUAAGAAGAAUGAAGCCGUGCACAUGCACAACGGGUUUCUGCAGGCACUGUCACAGGGAGGCAAUGUGCUGCCUUCUGCCACCUGCUUUAUGCAGCGGAAUGGAGGCUUGCCAGAUCCUUCAUACUACAACCAAUAUAAGAGCACUGCAUCAACCAUGAAUGAAGCGGCUCCCCCAGUGGAGGAACUGCCCACUGCAAGCCGGAGAGUCAACAACAAGGUGUCGGCGUGGUUGCAACAGACUCAGGAUACCGACUGCUGCUUCCAUGAGCUGAGUCGCUGCCAGAAUGAUCUGACUGAGCUAAACCAGCUGGUACAAAGGCUGCUGUCCCUGGAGGGUGGGGGCCCACCCUUCAACGACGGGGAGCUCCAGCGCAUCAUCAGCAUGCAGAAUCUCACCCUAGAGAAACCCAAGAAGAAAUCCAAGGUCUUGGGACACUCGCGGACACUGUCCAGGUUCGAGGCUCUUGGAAUGCUGUCAUCCAGCCAGCUAAGCAGCUCCUCUCACCUGGGCAACUCGGUCCCCUCCAUCCCCGAAUACUUGCACUCCCAGCUAUCCCCUCCCACCACCAUCUCCCCAGAGGCAAAGAAGAUCCAGCAGGACAUCUGCACUGUGUCCCAGAGGGUGCACAUGUCUCUGAAGUCGGUACAUGACACCCUGGUCCUGGAGCGUCGGAGGCUGAGGGAGGCCUGGAGCAGCCCCGACCUCCACCAGUCUACCUCCCGGCAGCUAGCCCAUCUGUGCACUGCUCUCUCUGAGUUGGAGAUGAAAUCCCGUCUGACAAAAGUCCACUCCCUAUCCCUCACCUCCGACUCCUCGGACGAGUCCGUCAGCACUGUCCGCCCGGAGCAGGGUCCUUACUCAUCCACCAAGCAAUCUAAACGGCAUUCAUGCCGCCGGGCCCCCUCCAUGGCUGAGUCAACGACAGAGUACUUUGACGCCCGUGACACCAUCCUGUGUGAAACUUCCUCCGAGGCUUCGGAUGAAUCAGGACUGAGCGACGAUACCACUAGCAACUCUGAGCAGGCGGAGCAGCGUGCAAGCGUCACUCUGAAGUACCGCGAAAGCCUCUCCAAUGCGGCAAACAUGACCGUCCGCGUUCCCAAGGACACCGGCCGCCGCACCACCCUGCCUGCUCCGGGCCCCGACAACAGCCACAUCGGCCUGAUGACCAUCCUCUACAACAACAUUGGAAAGGACCUGUCGCGCGUCUCCAUGCCCAUUCCACUCAAUGAGCCAAUCAGCUUGCUGCAAAGACUGUGUGAGGAACUGGAAUACUCUGAGCUGCUGGACACUGCCAGCCAAACAGAGGACCCCUACCAGAGAAUGGUGUACAUUGCUGCCUUUGCCAUCUCUGGUUACGCCACCGCUCGCUACCGCAACAGAUACAAACCCUUCAACCCGAUCCUGGGAGAGACCUUUGAAUGCAUACGAGAGGACAGGGGCUUCCAUUACAUCAGUGAACAGGUUUGCCACCAUCCCCCCAUUUCUGCCUGCCAUGCUGAUGCAGACAACUUCUCAUUCUGGCAAGACCAGCGUUGGAAGAACAAAUUCUGGGGUAAAUCACUGGAGAUCAUGCCAACAGGGAUGGUGAAUGUCACUCUUCCCAAGUUCAAUGACCACUAUGAGUGGAACAAAGUGGUGACCUGCAUCCACAACGUAUUGAGCCAACAGCGUUACCUUGAACACUAUGGCGAGGUCAUAAUCCGCAACCUGAACAGCACUGUCUGCACCUGCAAGAUCACCUUCGCAAAGUCCAGUUACUGGGGUUCUGACAAUCACACAAACGAGGUACAAGGGACAGUUCUUGACCAGGCCGGCACUGUCAUCCACCAGUUUGGGGGUCUCUGGCAUGAGGGUAUCUUUUGUGACACCCUGCCUGUACCACAGUGCAUCUGGAAACCAACCCCUCAACCCAGUGAGAACUUUGCAUACUAUGGCUUCUCGAGAUUUGCAAUGGAGAUGAACGAGCUCACCCCCGAGUUGCUUCCCCUGCUGCCUGCCACAGACACCCGCCUGCGUCCAGACCAGAGGAUGUUGGAGGAAGGGAAGGUGGAAGAGGCAGAGAAGAAGAAGGAUGAAGUAGAGAACAAGCAGAGGGACCGCCGGAAGGAAAUGGCCAAAAGGGGGGAGGAGCACAUCCCUUGCUUUUUCAGGAAAGCCAUUGAUGCUGCUGGACGGGAUGUAUGGUUAACAAAUGGAACCUACUGGAAACUCCGUGAGAACCCCAGAUUUGCCAACACGACAACCCUGGAUCUGUGGUGAACUGCAAAAUUCAUGUACCAUGACUGUUCUUAACCUUCUCCAUUAUAUUACCCACACCUGCAAACAUGAACCACAGAUUGUGUGGCACUUUUAUCAGCAUGAAUGAGUUGCCUUUGGUUACCCACUUUGCUGAUCAGGAAGAGGCAAAAAGCUUUUUGAUGCUCCUUGUCUUCAUUUUAUUGUCAAGGAAUGUGUGGCAGCACGAUUCCACAGCCAGGCUGUAAUAGAACUGAAUAGGAUGAUGUUGAAGAUGGGAGGGCCACGAAUAUGCAUCUCUGCAGUACGCUUCGGAAAUAUUACAUGCAUGGCAAAUAUUAUUUUAAGUCCACUUUUUAAGUGUAUUAUUGCAUAUUUAGCUUGGUAUUUUGGACUGUUUGUAUAUGUAUGGGACUAUUAUAAUAUUGAAUUAAAAGUUGUGAGCAGGGUGAUUAUAUUUGGGGCAAAAAGGUUUGAUGUUUACAGAGAAUACAUUUUUUAAAUUUCAUUGUGGAUCUUUAGGGAGCUUCAGGGAUUUAUAAUAUAGUUGUUUUUGUUUGCAGUCCUUACUUUACUCAAUAAUAUUGGUUGUCUGAAUAUUGCACAGAUCUUCUGUCAAUUUACAAUAGGGGUAACCCUGGAAAUCUAUUGUAUAUUAUUCUUCACUUGAAGUGGCAAUCUAAGAUUUUUUCAUAUGAACAAAUACCAUAUUUUAGACAUAUUCACACUGUUCCCAUUUCCUUAGCAAUGCCCAUUGACCGUUGUUGUUUCAUUACAUUUCUAUAAAUGCUAAUUUUAAGAUGGUGGAGGGCCCACCACAAAAGAAGGAGGAGUUUGAGUUGUCUUUGUUUGCAGUACAAUGGAUGAAAGUACAAGUAGUAAUGUGAAAAAAUGAAACCACACCAACAAUCAGGAAAACCAGAGAAUUAUGGGAAUUGAGUGUUGAAUAGACCUGUUAUGACCACAUGUCACCAUGGGUGGCCGCUAAAUCCACCAAAACCAAAGAAAUCGGCAAUUGCCACUUUAAAGUAGAAUUAAUAUUUUGUUGAUAUUUUUUUUAUCAUUUUAGUGGUGAAAUCUCUUGAUCCUUGUAUGUAAUUGGCAUGCCAAAUUACUUUUUAGAUUUUAUGUAGGAGAACACGGGAAAGAGAACAAUAUUAGACUGUGUUAAACUAAUGGAUAACCUAAUGGUUAUGGAGAGGUCAUAAGAUUUACUGUAAAGAGCAAAUGUUGAUAAAUACACAAAUAAAAAUGAUCAUCAAAUCAAA